AUGUAUACAGCAAGCUCUUCUUCUCCCGAGCCUGCUAACAAAGCAAUUAUAGAUCCUUUAAAUGCACGAUCAUUACAAGUUCAACCUGUUGCAUAUAUAGACAAUGAUCCACCUACAGAAUUCUUUUGUAUGCUUUCGUUAUUGAUUUAUUCCGUACUUUAUAUAGAUAAUGAUGCGAUUGUAGACUAUCGUCCAAGAACAUUGACGGUAUUAUCGGCAAUGAUUAUUGGACUUGUAUACGUUGCAAUAUAUCGAGAGGAAGACGAUAAAGGAUCUAAUACGGCAACGAAUAUUAAAUUCGGAAGCAUGGCUGGAGUAGGUUUUUUUCUUUUAUUUGCGAUGUUACAGUUUAGAGAUGGACCUUUCAUCCGACCACAUCCUGCUUUUUGGAGAAUUGUUUUGGGUCUUGGAGUGUUAUACCAGAUGUUUCUUGUAUUUCUUUUAUUUCAGAAUAAAUUCGAUGCACGUUUAUUUCUUAGGGCAAUUGAUCCAACAUUAGGAAGACCUCUCCCGGAACGUUCAUAUGCCGAUAAUUGUGAAUUGACUUACGAUAAUGUUAAAAAUCAAAUUGAUAUCUUUGUGGUUUAUCAUGCAACUGGAUGGUAUGCCAAAGCUGUAGUGUUACGUGAUUACUGGUUCUGCUGGAUAUUAUCUGUCAUGUUUGAGAUUAUGGAAUAUUCAUUACAACAUCAAUUAAAUAAUUUUGCGGAAUGUUGGUGGGAUCACUGGAUCCUUGAUGUGUUAAUCUGUAAUUGGAUUGGUCUUUAUUUUGGAAUGAAGACGUGUGAAUAUUUUGAGAUGAAAGGAUAUUCUUGGAGAGGUUUUAAACAAAUCCGAUCAUCAAAAGGAAGAGUGCAGAGGAUAGUACAACAAUUCACACCACACCAUUGGACUAAAUUCGAAUGGGGAACUACUAAAAGUUUUAAAAAUUAUUUAGCUGUUAUUGGACUUUUAUUCUUGUUCUUGCAAGCUGAAUUAAAUUCAUUUUAUUUGAAAUAUCUUUUAUGGAUUCCACCGGAGCACCCACUUAACAGUUAUCGAGCUUUGUUGCUUUUCAUGUGUUCAAUUCCUGGUACACGUGAAGCAUAUCAAUAUUUGACAGACAAGUAA
Messenger RNA from Funneliformis caledonium, 1110 nucleotides. The record is from the annotation of a GenBank genome assembly. Lineage: Eukaryota; Fungi; Glomeromycota; Glomeromycetes; Glomerales; Glomeraceae.